AUGAUCGCUGUUUCUCGUUUGAAGGAAACAGUUGCAGCUCGAUGGAAAAACAAAAAAGAUAAAUAUCGACGAGAACUGAAACAAGUUCCAGUUUUGCGUUCGGGAGCUCCUGCAGACCAUUACAAAUCUAACUGGCCGUAUUUUGACAUGAUGAGUUUCCUGAAAGAUUUGUUAAUUCCUGGUGUUAAGUCUGGAAAUCUACCAAGUUUGGACGAGUCCAGUCAGGUCGAUGAAAAUAUUUGUGACCUAGAAGGGGAUAAAGACGAUGAAACAGACACACAAUCAGACAUGGACACUACAUAUGUCAACUCUCCACCAUCUGUGUCAGUAUCACGAGAAGAGAGACCAUUAUCAUCAGCAUCCGCUUCAUCUUCAAUUUCCCAGCACAGAAAAGGAAAAACUAGAAAAAGAAUAGGUGACGUAAGAGAGGGAAAGUUUUUAGAAAUUGAAAAUAAAAAAUUAAACCUACUAACACAGCAUUUGAAAAAUGACGCAGAGGAGGCAGACUGUGAAGAAUUGUUGUUUUUUAAGAGUUUGAUACCGUACAUGAAAAACUUUAAUCAAAUACAGAGGUUAAAGCUAAGGAGUAAAAUUCAAACCGUUAUCUCAGAUGAACUGGAAUCCGCAGAAAAUAACAAAUCAAAAAUGACUCGAGCAACAACUGCCCAAAACAAUAAUUUACAAAUAUCAAUGUUACCUUCGCUAAGUCCGACCCUCCAUCACUUGUUACCUUCAAAAAAACCUAGCCAUCAUCAUCUGAUAUCGCCACAAAACUCUAGCCUCCAUCACUUGUUACCUCCUGAAAACCCUAACCAUAAUCACCUGUUAUCGCCAAAGAACUCUAGCCUUUAUCACCUGUUACCUCCUGAAAACCCUAGCCAUCACUUGUUAUCAUUACAAAACCCUAGCCCUCAUCACUCUACUGUGUCCAGAAAUCCUUCGACAUCAAGCACGCCCUUUUCCGAGUCCAAUACCCUUUCCAGUACAACGCUCUUUCCAGGACAUGGACAAGACCCUUACCAGUAA
Photinus pyralis (common eastern firefly) is the source of this 1026-nucleotide messenger RNA. RefSeq lists its product as uncharacterized. Bases 1 to 1026 code for a protein of 341 amino acids. The record is from RefSeq and is a predicted model, not a curated record. The transcript has 2 exons. Lineage: Eukaryota; Metazoa; Arthropoda; Insecta; Coleoptera; Lampyridae. Gene Ontology annotation, molecular function: DNA binding.